Molecule: messenger RNA, 994 nt
Organism: Eruca vesicaria subsp. sativa (arugula)
Lineage: Eukaryota; Viridiplantae; Streptophyta; Magnoliopsida; Brassicales; Brassicaceae
Source: the annotation of a GenBank genome assembly
UCGGUAUUUAAAGUCUCAAAUAAACACCUUCAUCAAUAAAGUCUAUCUCUCUCGCUCUCUCUCUCUCUCUCCCACACGACGCAAUGAAGAAGCUCUACAAGAAAGGAACUGUACACCCCUCGCCGCAGACAAAAUCCGAUGACCAACUUCUUUCUCUCCUUCCCUUUGCCAUCUUCUCCCUAGCGGCAGUGCUCUCACCUGAUGACCGUGAAGUCUUGGCCUAUCUCAUAUCAACAGCCUCUUACUCCAGCGACCGGGACUUCACCUCCCGUCUGAAUAAGACCAAUCCCCACAAAACUUCCCAUUUAGACAACCACACGCCUCUCUUCCACUGCGACUGUUUCAGCUGCUACACGAGCUACUGGGUCAGAUGGGACUUGUCACCUAGUCGCCAGCUGAUUCAUGAAAUCAUCGACGCAUAUGAAGACAGCUUGGAGAAGAAAAAGAAGCAAACGAAAAAGAAGAAGAACGUAACUGGGAAGAAAGACCGGAGAAAGCGUUCAGCGAAGUCUUCAGUUCUUGCUGGUUCUAGCUUUGGUCCGAACGAUUCUGAGAUUCCUAGACAACUCAAUGAGUCCACUGCAAGUUCUAGCGAGUUGGUUGAUGGUGCUGGUAGUUGCAACCGCGGUUUUGAAUCUACGGACGAGUUCCAUAAGGGUACUGAAGAGGCGGAGGAGGAGGAGAAGGGGCCCGUGAGGAGGUUUGUGAGUUUCAUUGGUGAGAAAGUUUUUGGUGUUUGGGGAUAAGAAAAGUUUACUGAAAGAAUUACAAGAAAUAAGAAGUAUAAAAGUUUUUUUUUCAUGUUUAUUCAAUUUGAUCUUUCAAGGACAAACAUGUUUUGAUUACCUAAAGUUUUCAUGUGUAAGCAUUAACUGUAGAAUAAUGCGACAAAAAUUAUAUGUAUUAUAACAUCUUGAUUACAUCUAAAAGGUAAUUAGUAUAGUUGCACGUAUUCAAUACGUUUGUAUGUAUACUACUUACAUAUUGUGACCAC